AUGCGUUUAAGCAUACCAUUUUCAUCAACAUCAAAUAUGAUUUUUUCAUUGGAACGCCUUUUGAUGCUGGUCGAAUUCGAAUUACUCAAAAUAGUUCUUUUAAUAAUUAAGAUACCAUAUUUUGAACCUUUAGAACGAGCGUUGAGCCAUCAACUAGGACAACGUCGUCAUGGAUUUGAUUUUUGUCGAUUGACAGGUAUAGAAAUCGACACCUUCGACAAUUUCAAUGAAUUUAGUAGUGAUGCUGAAAGGUUAAGCUCGCACGUUCACAAACAUUUCUUAAUCGACGGAGAGCUCUUGCAUUUCUUUCCUAAAGUUGUGCUUGAAUCUUUGUGCAAAAUGUUUUACAAGGAAUCCUCCAAAAUUUUGAUUAACAAACCAAAAGCAAUGGCCGUUGCAAUUGCCACAUUAAUUAUGCGAAGUGAACUCAAACCAGCGAUUUCCCCGGCAUCCUUUUACGUUGAGGUAAGCUGGUGGCGUGAUUACGGAAUUAUCAAGAAAAGAUUCAUCAAUUUCCUUCAACUUUAUCAAUAUCAUUGA
Molecule: messenger RNA, 540 nt
Organism: Funneliformis geosporum
Lineage: Eukaryota; Fungi; Glomeromycota; Glomeromycetes; Glomerales; Glomeraceae
Source: the annotation of a GenBank genome assembly